AUGUCUGCUCCUGUCAUCCCCGCCGGCGGCACCAUCGUCGACACCUUCAAGCAGUCCUUUGUCGACGUGCCCAUUGAUGCCGAACAUGGCAACGCCAUUGCCACCAGCCCGUUCCUCGACGCUGCCGAGUCCCUAACCACCAUGUUUGAUGUCCUGGGCUCCGUCGCCUUCUCUCCCGUCAAGAGCGACAUGCUGGGCAACGUCAAGAAACUCCGUGACCGCCAGGCCGCCGCCCCCGCCGAGUCCAAGAACAUCCAGGACCUCUGCCGCAACGAGCUCAAGACCAAGAAGCACACUGCCACCGAGGGUCUCCUGUGGCUCGUCCGUGGUCUUGAAUUCACCUGCCUCGCCCUCAGCGCCAACGUGGCCAAGCCCACCGAGGAGCUCGCCGACUCCUUCCGAACCGCCUACGGCUCGACCCUGAAGCCUCACCACAGCUUCCUCAUCAAGCCCGUCUUCAGCGCCGCCAUGAGCGCCUGCCCCUACCGCAACGACUUCUACAGCAAGCUGGGAUCCGACCAGGACAAGGUCGUUUCCGAUCUGAGGGUCUACCUGGCCUCUCUGGAGAAGAUUGUCGGCAUCCUGAAGGGCUUCCUCGACACGGAGGGUAAGUGGUAA
Trichoderma citrinoviride is the source of this 618-nucleotide messenger RNA. Its product is annotated as glycolipid transfer protein. The transcript has 4 exons. Gene Ontology annotation, cellular component: cytoplasm; membrane; cytosol. Gene Ontology annotation, biological process: intermembrane lipid transfer; ceramide transport. Gene Ontology annotation, molecular function: ceramide 1-phosphate transfer activity; ceramide 1-phosphate binding. Lineage: Eukaryota; Fungi; Ascomycota; Sordariomycetes; Hypocreales; Hypocreaceae. The record is from RefSeq and is a predicted model, not a curated record. The coding region runs from base 1 to 618 and encodes 205 amino acids.